Molecule: messenger RNA, 2547 nt
Organism: Penicillium riverlandense
Lineage: Eukaryota; Fungi; Ascomycota; Eurotiomycetes; Eurotiales; Aspergillaceae
Exons: 10
Coding region: 1-2547 (848 amino acids)
Biological process (GO): carbohydrate metabolic process
Molecular function (GO): hexosyltransferase activity; UDP-glycosyltransferase activity
Source: RefSeq, a predicted model, not a curated record
AUGGAGAAAAGGGAGGACCAUGGCGGCCGAGAUUCUGAUAACGAAUUAAACCACGCUGAAGUCUUAGGGGAUGGUCGUGUCAAUCUCGGCAUGCGACACGUGUGGCGUGUAUCACAGGAGCUACCCUUGUUGAAAGACCAGGGUAUGAAAGAGACCGGCACUGUCAACGUAACGCCGCCGCAUAUGAACAUCGUCAUCCAGGUUGUUGGCUCACGAGGCGACAUCCAGCCAUUUAUCGCUAUAGGGGUAGCCCUAAAAAGAGCAGGCCAUCGUGUCCGAAUUGCAACACAUGAGACAUUCAGUUCUUUUGUCCAGGAUGUGGGCCUGGAGUUCUUUAACAUCGGUGGAGAUCCGAGAAAAUUGAUGGCAUACAUGGUCAAAAAUCCCGGCCUUCUUCCUAGCAUGAAGACCCUCCGGCAAGGGAGUAUUCGAGAGAAGAGAGAUGACAUGCGCGAAAUCCUCGAGGGAUGCUGGAAGUCAUGUUUCUUGCCGGGCGAUGGACCUGGCAACCAGGAAGCAACACCGUUCCUUGCUAACGCCAUAAUUGCGAACCCGCCUUCAUUUGCACAUGCGCAAGACCCUCGGUUUGCCACAGAUUGGCAGAUCGUCAGGGCCGAAUUUGAUAUCCCGUUUGGGGAUCCCAUAUACAUACUGCUGGUAUGCAUCCCUCCACCCUCGAAUAUUAUCACUGACAAUCUAAGGUCGCCCGCAUUGAUUCCAAAACCUGAAGAUUGGGGUGCACGAAUAUCAGUUUCAGGGUUUUAUUUCUUGCCACUGGCUUCCGAAUACACCCCUUCUGAAAGCCUGCAAGCAUUUCUUGAUGCGGGGAGUCCGCCAAUUUAUAUCGGUUUUGGAUCGAUUGUCAUCGAUGAUCCAAAAUCACUCACCUUGCUACUGCUAGAGGCCGUAAGGCUCGCUGGAGUGAGAGCGGUCAUUUCAACUGGCUGGAGCGGCUUAGCGCGUUUCCUGCGUGGUGCAUCACGGGGGGCCGGUACCACCGCGGCAGCGAUAGCAGCCGGGAAGCCAUCAGUCGUUGUACCUUUCUUCGGGGAUCAACCUUUUUGGGGCAGUAUGAUUGCGCGAGCAGGAGCAGGGCCCGAACCAAUACCCUUCAAGAAGCUCACAGCCGCCAGUCUUUCGGUCGCAAUCAAAGACGCACUUAACUGCUCUGUGCGGAAAACGUCGCAUUCACUGGGGGACCUUGUCAAUGACGAAGACGGAGUUCAAGCUGGCAUACGCUCUUUUUACCAACAAUUGGAUCUGUCAAUGCUGCAGUGCUCACUUACUCCGAUGAGUGCGGCGACGUGGCGAGUUCGCAAGACCGAGGUCAGACUCGGCUCAACCUCCUCCGCGCUGUUAAUGGACAUGGGUCUGCUUGAUUUGGACAAGCUUGAGCUUUACAAUAUUCAUGUUGGACCUAGGGAUCCUGUAUCUGGCAUCGCUCUGGCGAUGCUUGAUUCAGCCGGGUCAGCGAUUAAAGGCUUCGAGGAAAUCCGCUCUUCCAUGAGUAGGAAGUUUAAAAGGAAAUCAUCCGCCCCGGGAUAUUUCAAUCAAUUCAGGGAUUCGAGAACUGGGGCUUGCCUGAAGGGCAUGAGCCGCGCCUCAUCAAGCCUGGUGCGUGCCCCAAUCCACGUGGGGGUGGCGUUCACACAAGGUCUACACAACGCCCCGAAAAUCUGGGGAGAUCGUACGGUAAGACCUCUCGAGACAUUUUCCGACUUUCCCAGUGGGGUGAAGGCUGGUGGCAAAGAAAUGUGCUUUGGUAGCUACGAUGGCGUGACAAGCCUCGGCACACAUCUUGUGUCUGGACGCCAUAAUGUGCUGAAGGGGUUAUCCGGGCUUGGAUUCGAUAUACUGUCGUUUCUUUCUAAGGCAACAUCUGGGCUUUCGGCCAUCAUCACCUAUCCUCUGGGUGGCUUGGACACCGAAGUCGCUCAGUAUUUUUCCCGGAGAUACGUGUCAUCGAUGGAUGUCCAGUUGGUGGAACAAGGACGAAGCGAAUAUGCGAAAUUAAGCGACGAGGACCGCGCUGGAAUUGUUCACCAAUUCCAGGAAGUAACUUCGGCUGCGUUUGCGGUUGGCUCCCCCACUGUUUAUCUGAUCAGACAUGGCGAAAAGCCUAGUAACGGGAGUACCGGUCUGAGUGCCCAAGGCCUUCAGCGCGCGCAAUGUCUUCGGUCUGUGUUUGGCGCAAGCUCUGACUAUGAUAUCGGCUACAUCAUGGCAGAGACACCAAAAAAGGACGGCAAGAGAGAUCGCCCAUACGAAACUGUGGAGCCGCUGGCCCAGGAUUUAGGUAUCACGGUUGAUACAUCUUGCGAUCGCGACGACUCCAAAUGUGUGAAAGAUGUAGUUAAGGACUACAACGGAGAAGGAAACUUGCUGAUUUGUUGGGAACAUGAUGCUUUGACAGACAUUGUCCAAGAGUUAGGCGAUGACAAUGCGCCGUCAUACCCCGAUGGCCGUUAUGACAUUAUCUGGACUGAUCCCUCCCCUUACUCCAACAUCGCGGCAAAGACCGGUGAGAAUUGUCCUGGUCUGUCCUGA